UUUGUGCUGGUAUUGAUGGCUGUGCUGUGGGUCACUGAAGCCCUUCCUCUGGCCAUCACCGCCAUGUUACCUGCCAUCCUCUUCCCACUCUUCGGCAUCAUGAAGUCAACUCAGGUUGCCACAGUGUACUUUAAAGACUUCCACUUUCUGCUGAUCGGAGUCAUCUGUCUGGCCACCUCCAUUGAGAAGUGGGGCCUCCAUCGCAGGAUCGCUCUCCGUCUCGUCACUCUGGUGGGAGUCAACCCUGCCUGGCUGAUGUUGGGUUUCAUGACGGGCUGUGCCUUCCUCUCCAUGUGGGUCCAUAACACCUCAGCUGUCGCCAUGGUGAUGCCCAUCGUGGAGGCUGUGCUCCAGCAAAUCCUCAGGUCAUCUGCAGAGAAGGACUCAGGCGGAGAGGACAAUCCCACUUUUCAACUGGACGAACCUGACAGUGAUGUUCAUAUAAAAUAUGAAAUAAAAGAAACCAUAUGUGAAAAGCAGAAUAUUGAUGCAGAACAAGAAAAGCCCAAAGCAUGUCACAUUGACAUCUCCGAGGCUCCGUCUGAUCAGGUUACAACAGGUCAAAACACAGACCGUAUGUUGUGCAAAGCUAUAUGUCUGGGCAUCACCUACUCUUCCAACAUCGGGGGCAUCAGCACACUGCUAGGGACCUCACCUAACCUCAUCUUCUCCGAGUACCUUCACCAGAUGUACCCAGAAUGUAACUGUGUGAACUUCGGGAACUGGCUGCUGCUGUGUUUGCCCAUCAGUGUGAUCAUGCUGCUGCUGACCUGGGCCUGGCUCUACCUGCUCUUCAUUGGCUCAGAUUUUAGCUUCCUGUGGAAAUGUGGAGGUCAGCAGUCGGAGAAAGAGAAAGCAGCCAAGAAAGUGUUAGAAGAAGAAUACAAAGCACUAGGACCAAUGAGCCCACAGGAGAUCUUUACGUCAGUGGUCUUCAUAUUCAUGGUCCUGUUGUGGUUGACUCGAGCUCCUGGCUUUGUUCCAGGCUGGGCAUCCCUCUUCUCAGAAUAUUCGAGCUACAUGACUGACGCCACUGUGGCCCUUCUGCUGGGCAUGUUCUUCUUCAUUGCACCUGCUCAUGGACCCUCCAAGAAAUAUGAAACCAUGAUCUCAUGGGGGGAAUUUCAGGCCUCGAUGCCAUGGACAGUGGCACUGCUCGUCGGUGGAGGGUUUGCAUUGGCAGAGGGCACAAAGGAGUCGGGCCUGUCGACCUGGGUGGCAGAGCUGCUCACUCCUCUGGGGGACCUCCCAGUGUUGGCUACCAUCACAGUGGCCUGUCUCAUUGUCACCACUUUAACUGAAGUGGCCAGCAACGCAGCUACCAUCACCAUCUUCCUCCCUAUCCUCUCUCCUCUGGCUGAAGCGAUCCACGUGAACCCUCUGUACGUCAUGAUCCCUGCCACACUCUGCACAUCUUUCUCCUUCCUGCUCCCAGUGUCCAACCCUGCCAAUGCUGUGGUUUUUGCCUACGGGCACCUAAAUGUAAUGGACAUGGUGAAGGCGGGUCUUGGUGUGAAUGUGAUUGGCGUAUUGUGUGUGAUGUUGGCUAUUCCCACAUGGGGAGUCCCUCUCUUCUCCCUGAACACUUAUCCAGACUGGGCCCCGGUCCUGCCCGCAUUGAACAUCACAACACCAUAA
Boleophthalmus pectinirostris (great blue-spotted mudskipper) is the source of this 1638-nucleotide messenger RNA. It is a transcript of the gene slc13a1, whose product is annotated as solute carrier family 13 member 1. The transcript is spliced from 14 exons. Gene Ontology annotation, biological process: monoatomic anion transmembrane transport. Gene Ontology annotation, cellular component: membrane. NCBI's taxonomy places the organism in Eukaryota, Metazoa, Chordata, Actinopteri, Gobiiformes, Gobiidae. The record is from RefSeq and is a predicted model, not a curated record. Gene Ontology annotation, molecular function: sodium:sulfate symporter activity. Bases 16 to 1638 code for a protein of 540 amino acids.